GGUGGUCGCCGCCACGGCCUUUUCUACCCUCGUCCAAUUCAAUGAUCAUGCAGUAUCAAGGGUCUAACCAAUCAACGGACGAUCCGCCACAAAAUCAAGAGCACGACGACAUCGUCGACCCGGCACAGUACUUGGCCGGAGACUCGGCGAUGUUGCAGCAGCAGCAGCUACGUAAGAACUGGAGCGAAGCGUCAGAUUGGAGGCCAGGAGGAGGGGGAAUUAUGACGAUGAACAAUCAAGGCUUUGAAGAAUCGAAUAUGGGUUUUGAGGAAUCCAUGGAGAUGACGACCUGUUUCUAUUUCCCUCCGUCGCCCACAAAUUUCCCUCUGUAUCGACCGAUGCCAAGUGUUUUUUUCGUUUCUAGUGAACAGGAGAACAUAAGCUUGGCGUUGUCUUGUCAGCACAUUCUUGAGGACAAGAGCGGUGCGUUGCAUGUGAUCAACGAACGCAAGAAGGAAAUCAAUCAACUGCUGUUCGGCGACUUUCAUUCUUACCUGCUUAACAAGUUCGGUGAUUUGAAUCAAAUAGUAAGGGCGUCGGGCGUGGUGCCCAAAGGCUUAGAGUCGUUGCUGAAUAAAAUAGCCGAUAAGGAUGAGAUGGAAAUGACAUUAAGGCGGAUCAACUGGUUGGAACAACACGACGAGGACAUCGUUGACCAGCAGGUCAUCGAACAUGUGAGCGUGGUGCAGCAACUAAUUCAGAAUAGGGGCGGUGAGUUGGAUGUGAUCUUUGGAGAGGGAGUUGUCACAAUCAACGGGCUGGAAUUCAGGGGCGGUCAAGGCUCGCCUACGGCGCCAGAAACAUUGCUUACUUGUCAGGCCAAGAUCUCCUCAAGAAUGUGGCUGGGACACGGCGGUCAAUGGGCGGUCGAGGUUCGUUCCAGCUAUAUUCGCCUCAACACUGGCAGUUUCACAACCGUGGAGGACGCCAUCUGCGCUCAUGAGUGGGUAGUAAGGUGGAGUGGAUGGGAGGAUCUUACUGGUUUCCCUGGACUCUUUGAAAAUGAAAAUAGAUCAAAACUACCGCAGCAGUUGCCACUGCCAGCACAAGAAGAGAGAUCAGAUGAGGAUUUUGGAUUGGUGUGCUGCAAUGCCACGGGGAAUGAUGAAAUUGAGGCAGUUGGAACCCGUAGUGAGGGGACAGAGGAAUGUGUAAUGGCAGAUCAAGCUCGGUUGAGUUCCUUGUGUCUGGGAAAAAGGAAAACAAAGAAAAAGAACCCAGGAGGGGAGAAAAGAAACAAGAAAACAAAUGGAGUUAGAUUAGCCAUUCCUCUGGAGAAUAUCUUACAAACCAAGGGAAUGCGUCGUAAAGAUGCUGCAAAGCAUCUCAAUGUUAGCAUGACUAAAUUGAAGAGUUCUUGUCGGGAGUAUGGUAUUCAAAGAUGGCCACCUCACAAUGAACACAAGCUUAUUAGGCAAUCUCUCCCCAAUGCAACUCCCGCGGUUGUCGAUCAAGAGGGAAUCCCACACUUGACUUCUGAUAUUGUGCCUUCUAAUCAAGCCUUGAUGGCUACUGUUGACACAAAUAAUUUUUUCGAAAAGGAAAUUCUGCUGCCACAACUUUUGCCUACAGCUCGACAAAAGAACCUUGAUGUGGGUUUUGGCAACGAUGAAGAUGAGGCAAUUGGAAUGGAGGUUGCGGGAACAAUGGAAGGUGUAAUGGUAGAGGCACAGUUGUAUUUUGGGUGUUCAGGGAAUGGGAAAUGGAAGGAAAAGAGCCCAGGAGGAGAGAGAGGUAAGAACAAAACUACUGGAGUCAAAAUUGCGAUUGCAAAGGAGGAUAUCUUGGAAACUAAGGGAAUGCAUCUUAAAGAUGCUGCAAAGCAUCUCGAAGUUAGCCGAUCUACGUUCAAGCGAGCAUGUAGGGAGCAUGGUAUCGAGAGAUGGCCACCUCACAAGGAACGCGAGCUUAUCAGUCAAUCUCACUCCAACAAAUCUUCUGCGGUUGUUGAUCAAGAGCGGACCCCACAAUUGAAUUCCGAUACGCUGCUGCCUUCUGCUCAAGUCUUGGAUAUUGUUGGUACAAAUAUUGUGACUAUAAUGGCAAGGUAUGGAGAAGUAAGAAUAAAGUUUCGGCUGUCUUGGCCGUGGAGAAUGGUAGAGCUGGAACAACAAGUGAAAAAGAGGCUGCCACUCGAGGCUGGAACUUAUUACAUCAAAUACAAAGAUGAGGACGAUGGGUUGAUGACUUUAAUAGCUUGCGAUGAGGAUUUAGAGGAUUAUAUCUCCAGUUCUAGCCGGCUGGGCACCCAUCCGAUUGAGGUAUUUCUUGAGCCCAAACUAGCUAGCUCAUGAGUUACGCGUUAACCAACUUUAAUCUCGGUACUGUAGAAGUGGUUGGUUAAACAGUCCAGAUCUAUUGCACAGGAGAAGUGCAUUUAGAAAUUCUCCAAUGGCUUGGUAUUUGAGUUGCUAUUGUUAUCGUCUCAAAAUUUAGUGCUUCAAAUGGUAUGUCGUACAAAUUUGAGGACAAAGGGUUGAUUUUAAUAGCUUGUAAUGAGGAUUUACAGCAUUACAAAUCCAAUUCUAGACUGUUGGGCACUUGCUCAAUUGUUGUAUUUCUUGAGUCAAAGUAGCCGUUUAAUUACGUCGACCAACUUGAAUCUUGUAAAUUAUUGCAAUUAUAGUGUUUAUCACGAAAUCACGUGUUUGGUUCAAAAUCAACCUAU
Molecule: messenger RNA, 2668 nt
Organism: Rhododendron vialii
Lineage: Eukaryota; Viridiplantae; Streptophyta; Magnoliopsida; Ericales; Ericaceae
Exons: 3
Coding region: 42-2294 (750 amino acids)
Molecular function (GO): DNA-binding transcription factor activity; protein binding
Source: RefSeq, a predicted model, not a curated record